GCCAGACCAGCCACAGCCACGGCCCCGGUGGCGCCCCGAGACUUUUGUGGCGCCCCCGGAAGUGGCGGGAGGGAGAGGAGGGGGCGGGGCAGCGGCGCUGCCGCCUCCUGUGGGGACUGCGGGGCUGCCGGGAGCAGAAAACACAUUCAUUGGCCACCAGGUGCUUACUAAGCAGAAUCAUGGAACAGAUCCUCCUGGGGCAUUUGGAAGCACUGGGUUUCUUGGAGCGGCAACUCUGAUCAGUAAUGAGCAGAUGAUAACGAGUUAAACAGUGGCUGGUAAACAGCACAAUCACAGAGGCAGCAGUGCACAAGCAACGUCAAAGAGCAGGGGACUUUGGUGUUCCCGUGUCAGUAGGAAACAUGCCCAGGAUCUCAGCCGCCAGAGUGCCUGCAAUUUUUACAUAGAGUUCUUUAGCUCUUGUAACCAUGUCUGUUAAUGCAACAGAGAAUGAUCCUCCCAGAUUCUUUGUGGGUGGAGAAGAUGGAGAAGGAUUAUUGGAUUCAGCCAGAUCUACAGAUUAUGAACACUUCUAUGACCAUGGGGAAGAAGAGGAGGAAGAGUAUGACUCUCCACCAGAAAGACAAAUUGCAGUUGGGAUUUGUUCAAUGGCUAAGAAAUCAAAGUCCAAACCAAUGAAAGAAAUUCUUGAACGCCUCUCCAUGUUUAAGUAUAUAACUGUGGUGAUAUUUGAAGAGGAUGUUAUUUUGAACGAGCCAGUAGAAAAUUGGCCUUUGUGUGAUUGUCUCAUUUCUUUCCACUCUAAAGGGUUUCCACUGGACAAAGCAGUAGCUUAUGCAAAACUCAGGAAUCCGUUCAUAAUCAAUGACUUGAAUAUGCAGUAUCACAUACAAGACAGAAGAGAAGUCUAUGGUAUUCUUAAAGCUGAAGGAAUUUUACUUCCUCGCUAUGCAGUUCUGAACCGUGAUCCAAACAAUCCCCAAGAAUGCAACUUGAUUGAGGGAGAAGAUCAUGUGGAAGUGAAUGGAGAAAUUUUCCAGAAGCCCUUUGUAGAAAAGCCAGUUUGUGCUGAGGACCACAAUGUUUACAUUUAUUACCCAACAUCUGCUGGGGGUGGAAGCCAGAGGCUCUUUCGAAAGAUUGGCAGCAGAAGCAGUGUUUAUUCUCCUGAAAGCAGUGUGAGGAAAACAGGCUCCUAUAUUUAUGAGGAAUUCAUGCCUACAGAUGGAACUGAUGUGAAGGUGUACACAGUAGGUCCAGACUAUGCUCAUGCUGAGGCCCGGAAGUCUCCAGCUCUGGACGGCAAAGUAGAACGAGACAGUGAAGGAAAAGAAGUGAGAUACCCAGUCAUCCUGAAUGCAAGAGAGAAGUUAAUUGCUUGGAAAGUAUGCCUUGCCUUUAAGCAAACAGUUUGUGGCUUUGAUUUGCUACGUGCUAAUGGACAGUCUUAUGUCUGUGAUGUGAAUGGCUUCAGUUUUGUGAAAAACUCCAUGAAAUACUAUGAUGAUUGUGCUAAAAUACUGGGAAAUAUCAUAAUGAGAGAACUUGCUCCCCAAUUUCAAAUACCAUGGUCAAUUCCUUUGGAAGCUGAAGACAUUCCUAUUGUGCCAACCACGUCUGGAACAAUGAUGGAGCUUAGAUGUGUUAUAGCUGUAAUACGCCAUGGGGAUCGAACACCAAAGCAAAAAAUGAAAAUGGAAGUAAAACAUCAGAGAUUUUUUGAUCUCUUUGAAAAAUGUGAUGGAUAUAAAUCUGGAAAACUGAAACUGAAAAAACCAAAACAGUUGCAGGAAGUACUUGAUAUAGCAAGGCAGCUCCUUGUAGAACUUGGGCAAAACAAUGAUUCUGAAAUUGAAGAAAGUAAAGCAAAGCUUGAACAGCUAAAGACUGUGUUAGAAAUGUAUGGGCAUUUUUCAGGCAUAAAUCGCAAAGUUCAGUUAACAUAUCUUCCUCAUGGCUGCCCUAAGACUUCCAGUGAAGAGGAAGAUAAUAGAAGAAAUGAGCCAUCCCUUCUUCUGGUUCUAAAAUGGGGAGGAGAGUUGACCCCUGCAGGCAGGGUUCAAGCAGAGGAGCUUGGAAGAGCUUUCAGGUGUAUGUAUCCAGGUGGACAAGGAGAUUAUGCUGGAUUUCCUGGAUGUGGAUUACUUAGAUUACAUAGCACUUACCGACAUGAUCUCAAAAUCUAUGCUUCUGAUGAGGGACGAGUUCAGAUGACUGCAGCAGCUUUUGCAAAGGGACUACUGGCCUUAGAGGGAGAGCUGACUCCUAUUCUUGUCCAGAUGGUAAAAAGUGCUAAUAUGAAUGGUCUGUUGGACAGUGACAGUGAUUCUUUAAGCAGCUGUCAACAUCGUGUUAAAGCAAGGCUCCAUGAAAUUCUCCAGAGAGACAGAGAAUUUACUACUGAUGACUAUGAUAAGCUCACUCCAUCUGGAAGUAUCUCACUGAUAAAAUCAAUGCAGGUUAUUAAAAAUCCUGUAAAGACAUGUGACAAGGUCUAUUACUUGAUACAGAGUUUGACUUCUCAGAUCAGGCAGAGAAUGGAAGACCCAAAGUCUGCAGAUAUUCAGCUGUACCACAGUGAAACUCUAGAACUGAUGUUGCGUAGGUGGGCCAAGCUGGAAAAAGACUUCAAAACAAAAAAUGGAAGAUAUGAUAUUAGCAAAAUUCCUGAUAUUUAUGACUGUAUAAAAUAUGAUGUACAACACAAUGGAUCCUUAAAAUUAGAAAACACAAUGGAAUUAUAUAGGCUUUCAAAGGCUUUAGCUGACAUUGUGAUUCCUCAGGAAUAUGGUAUUUCUAAAGCUGAGAAAUUGGAGAUUGCCAAAGGUUACUGCACUCCUCUAGUCAGAAAAAUUCGUUCUGACCUUCAGAGAACUCAAGAUGAUGACACUGUAAAUAAACUUCACCCUCUCUACUCCAGGGGCGUUAUGUCCCCAGAACGCCAUGUUCGUACCCGGCUGUAUUUCACCAGUGAGAGUCACGUCCACUCCCUGUUAUCCACCCUUCGUUACGGUGCCUUAUGUGAUGAAUCAAAAGAUGAACAAUGGAAACGAGCUAUGGAUUACUUAAAUGUGGUCAAUGAACUCAAUUACAUGACACAGAUUGUCAUCAUGCUCUACGAGGAUCCAAACAAGGAACUUUCUUCGGAAGAACGUUUUCAUGUAGAGCUGCAUUUCAGUCCAGGAGCUAAAGGCUGUGAGGAAGAUAAAAAUUUACCAUCUGGAUAUGGAUACAGACCUGCCUCCAGAGAGAAUGAAGGCUCAAAGAAAACCUCUCAUAAAAAUGAUAGUGAUGAGGAGGUACAUACUCCUAAACGAGAUGAAACAGAUCGAUCGGUAGUGAUGUUCAAGCCAAUGGUGUCAGACCCAAUUCACAUACACAGAAAGUCACCCCUUCCAAGAUCCAGGAAGAUUGGUUCUGUUGAAGAAGAGAGCCCCCUGAGUGUGUCUAGCCCAGAGUGUAUUGGUACCUGGCUGCAUUACACCAGUGGUGUGGGUACUGGGCGUCGAAGACGCAGAUCAGGGGAACAAAUCACUUCUUCCCCUGUCUCCCCUAAAUCACUGGCUUUCACAUCCAGUAUUUUUGGCUCAUGGCAACAGGUCCUAUCAGAAAGCAAUAGUAACUUACGAACACCAAGAACUAUUCUGGAACAAAAGCAGAGUGGUCUAGGGUCUCACUGUGCGGGCCUGUUUAGCACCUCAGUGCUCGGGGGUUCUUCAAGUGCACCUAACCUACAGGAUUAUGCUCGUACGCAUCGUAAAAAGCUGACUUCUUCUGGCUUCAUAGAUGACACCACACGCGGUUCUGCUGUUAAAAGGUUUUCUAUCUCAUUUGCUCGACACCCAACCAAUGGUUUUGAACUGUAUUCCAUGGUGCCUUCUAUUUGCCCUUUGGAAACUCUACACAAUUCAUUGUCUUUGAAGCAGGUGGAUGAAUUUCUUGCUUCUGUUGCUGCUCCAUCAAGGGAAAAUCUACAGGAGACAUGUACUGGUUUUAGUUUCUACUCCAACUUACAUGAUGCCCCUUUCAGGAAGAAAAAUUUCUUUAAAUACAUUUACCCCUGCAAAAAUUCAACCAACUCCACUUGAAACUUUGCCUGAAAGUCUAGUGGUGGAGAAACUAACCUUAUCUACCCUUGGAUGUCCUGUUAAUGUAUCUAAUAUUAAAGCAUCUCUUGAAGAGACCUCAGUAGAUGCAGAAAUUUGUGGUGAAACUCUUUCUGAGAAGAAAUGAUCAGACAAAACUGGAAACAACUUCUUAAAUGGUUCUUUAGCAUGCAUUCAAGCAAGUUACGGAGCUGUCAAAAGCCAUUCAUGUCUGCAUCUGCAAUUCAUAGUGUACUUAUAAAUCUUUAUAAAUGGUUAACUAGUGUUCACAGUAUUUAGGUCAAGCGUCUUUUCUCAUUUUCUAAAACACAGUAUACUUAUCAAUUUGAUGAACAUCACAACUUUUAAUGGAAAAGCUGCACAUGAUCCUUUUCUGUGUCUUCAAAUAUCCACUGAAACAUGUACAAAAACAAGAUGGUAUGUAUUACAGUGGCUCUGUUGUUACUGUAAUGAAAGCAUUGUCUGCUGUCAUCAUAAACUUCUAUUUUCAGGAGUUUAUAAUCUCCCUGUAAAUUUUUUCUGUGUGCUGAAACAGAACGCGCAUCUUGACUUUUUUUAAAUUUAACUACAUUUCCAAAGAGAUGUCUUUUCCCUGGUUUGGAGAUAAGCAGAUAUUUUCUGCAUUUUAAUUAUAUUAUAUUAUAUAUGCUGCAAUAAUUAGACAUGAUGGAGUGAGUUCAUGUAUCAGCACUUUUGACUACUCUUUUUCUUUUUCCUCUGUUUACAUCAGACCUGUAACAUUCAAAUCUACCUUCUCGUUUAUUGUUUAGUACACAUGCUUGUAUACAGAUACUUGUAUAUCAUCCAGCACAUAAAACUGUCUUUUAUAGGUUUUUAUCAAAACCUUCUUUUGCUUACUAAAAAAGACAGUUUUAUUUUCCUUGCCAUGUGUUUCUAGAAAAAGGUGAUACUAAAACGCAGGUUUUGUAGAGUGAGAAAUGGUUACAGCUGGUCUGCUACUAGGUUUAUUCCAAAAAUUGUAAAUAUUCCACCUAUGCUUUAUUGUCAUCUUUUCAGCACAGAGAGAGACUGUGGACUACCAAAACUCAAAGCAUACUGUUGCAGAAAACUCAGGAUUCGUCAUGGCCUGGGAAUUUUCAUACCUCCCUUCUUCCAAAAUAAAAAAAAAACAUUUUAUGAGGUGUAAGAAGCAUUUCUCAAUUGGUGGAACAUGGAGUUAUGGUGUUAUUUAGAAUAAUUAUCCAAUCUAAGCAAUUUUUGUCAUUUUUUUCUGAGGCACAAAAAAUUACUGGGUUAUGAGUACCCUAAAUGUAUGAAAAUACAGAUCACUUCUUUAAGUUCAAGUGGCUGAGUAGUAAGAAUGGACUUCAUAACUACAAGUUAGGUAAUUCCUUUCAUGUUUAAGCUGCAGAAGACAGCUUAUGAGUAAAAUGUUUAAGUAGGUCUCUUCCGUGUCUCCAGAGCCAGUGCAAGUUGCACUAGUUACAUUCACUAGUUACUAUUUACAUUCGCUUUGUCACAGGGUCUUUUUUCAGUGUUUACCAUAUAUGAAAUGGCUUCAGCAGACGAUUUCUAACAAUGCUAAACAAUGAUUCAAUACCAAAAAUAUUAAGGGUUUCACAGCUAUAUACUUCAAUUUCAUUUUACGUUAGUGUAAUUGUGUUAUUUACAAUGUUGGUCUUGCAUACAACUGAAGGUAUCCUUGUUUACCAUUUAAAAAGAAAACCUAAAAAUUUAAGUGUAUGUAUCAUUCCAGUCAACCAAAGCUGUGGCAUAAAUUUUUUUAUGUGCUUCUAAAUAAAAUCAAGAUCACUGGCAA
Haemorhous mexicanus (house finch) is the source of this 5847-nucleotide messenger RNA. RefSeq names its product diphosphoinositol pentakisphosphate kinase 2 (gene PPIP5K2). The record is from RefSeq and is a predicted model, not a curated record. Gene Ontology annotation, molecular function: 5-diphosphoinositol pentakisphosphate 1-kinase activity; inositol hexakisphosphate kinase activity; diphosphoinositol pentakisphosphate kinase activity. NCBI's taxonomy places the organism in Eukaryota, Metazoa, Chordata, Aves, Passeriformes, Fringillidae. Gene Ontology annotation, cellular component: cytosol. Gene Ontology annotation, biological process: inositol metabolic process; inositol phosphate biosynthetic process. The transcript has 32 exons. Bases 429 to 4049 code for a protein of 1206 amino acids.